AGCUGAAGUCACACAGGAAUAUGAGCAAAUAGUAGGUGAAGCUACUGAAACUGCUGAGCGUCUUGUGCAGCGCUGCCUGUUGAGCUUCAGGACCACAAACCACAUUCCUGCAGUCAUGAGGCCGAGCUGAUCUGAGUCACACGCUGAGAGGGAAACCGAGACAGAAGCAGCGACACAUCGAAGCCUGAAAGCAACAUACGCCAAACUGCUGCUUUCAACAUGUAUGUUCUCUGGAAACAAGGUUUGAAAUAGGAAAACCACAGGGAUACGACCAUGGCAGCUCUGUUGAUAUGAUGGAGUUUCAUCUGGAGUGCAGGACACGCUGACCUCUGAGAUGAUGGAGGACAGAAAUGGAGUUUGCCACGUGAUGGAGGAGAGCGAGGUGGAUGUUCAGGCUGGACAAACUCAGCCCCAGACCGGCAGCAGCAAAGGGAACUGGUCCAAUGGUCAGUGUGUCGUAUCGAUAGCGAGCUUUUCGUCGCUGAACCCCAGCUUUGAUUUGUCUCUGUGUCGCGCCAAACUGGAGAGGGAUGGCUUUCAGAUUCCAGUCAAAGACAUGGAGGCGCCACUGAAAGCAGCUCUGGAUGUCCCUUCAGUGAGGAGAUACAUGGUUUUCAACUCGGCCCUCUUCCAUUUUAUCAUGGCACCGGUUCUGUAUGUGGUCGUCUGGUGUGCCGUCUUCUCCACCCUCCACCUCUACAUCACCGUCAGCGACUACUGGGUCCUCUGUCUGUCCGUCAGCCUCAUCUCCAUCCUCCUCACCACCACCGUCAUCUUCAUCCUGCACCACAGCAACAAGGAGAUCAACAUGAAUUUAGACGUCCGGUUGAUCCAGGCGAACGAGAGGAUGGUGAAGCACAAGCUGCUGGUGGGUGUAGCCGACUGGGUGCACAACUGUACCGGAAACAUGCAGCUGUACUUCCUGUUCUGGGACAUGUCUGGCUGUCUGAGGACGCUGACUGAAACUUUAGAGGGCCGCAGCUUCAUGACGACCGACACUCAGAGCAAACUGGAGAGCAGGAUGUCUCGUCUGGUCCUGGUGGCCGAUGUCCCGGCCGUCGACCCCGAGGCCGAGAGGUCGGACGUGGAGCAGGAGUUGGACGAACAGAGGCCUCUGCUGGGGAACGAGGACGGAGGCUGCAGAACUUCACCCGGCCAGCAUGGGGGCGCUAGAAUCACCUCCAGCUUCAGCAUCGUCCCUGAUGCUUCUCUACCUGCUCAGGAUAAAGCCUACCAGCUGCUGAUGACCUACAGUGCAGUGUAUGUGAAGCUGCUGGUGUCUGAGAGGCUUUCAGGUCCAUCGAACCAUGGAAGGAACCACUGCACCACCGCCACCCUCUGCCUCUGCCAGUUCAUCAGGAAGAAGAUGUUCCAGUAGCAGAACCGGCCUGUGGACUGGACAUGUUUGAAACAGACAAACGGACACGUGGAAGCCGGUUUCUCUGGAUGUUCUGAUUUAACGAAGGACUCGUUUGGCGCUUCUCUUGAUUUCUUUUUCUCUCUGGCUGUGAGCUGCUGUAGCUUCGUGUUUGCUCCACCUGGAUGUUUGCUCAUUUGCACACUGCCAAACGCUGAAAACACGCUGCUGUGAAACAAUAUUUGUACUGCUGUAUACACGACAAUCACAGCUAUAGUAACUGCUCACUGCUGUUUAACUUAUUUGUACCAACGACACGUGUAGAUUAUUGAGUUUGCAGUAGAUUCAACAGGAAAUGUGUUGAACGAAAGGACUGUUCUUCAGGUCAUUUUACUAUCUUGUUCCACUACAUUUCACAGGGAAAUAUUAAAAUCGUACUGUAGUAUUUGAGCGCUACAACUUUUCAGAUCAGUAUUUUUCUGUACAUAAAAGCAGAUAGGAUUUGCUUAUAAAAUAUGAUGUAUUAUUUCAAGAUAUCCUGCUGAAAGUUCUGCUGCUGUAUUUGGAUGAUAUUGACGAAUUUCUGUCAUUCAGCUUUUGAAUUCACAAAGCCUCAAAGUUCAAACAGCAUUUUAAGACAGCAGAGCCACAGCAGCAGCAGUUUGACUGUGGGAUAAGAGAAUUUAUGUUUUCACUAUGAAAGAGUUCAACAAGAAAAAUACUUCAACACAUCUAUUUUUAGUUGGUUAACAAAAGCAUUAAAGGGUGUAUGGCAAA
Amphiprion ocellaris (clown anemonefish) is the source of this 2134-nucleotide messenger RNA. It is a transcript of the gene tmem268, whose product is annotated as transmembrane protein 268. The record is from RefSeq and is a predicted model, not a curated record. NCBI's taxonomy places the organism in Eukaryota, Metazoa, Chordata, Actinopteri, Pomacentridae. The transcript has 9 exons. Bases 335 to 1378 code for a protein of 347 amino acids.